AUGGCGAGCGAAACUGCAGGGCGCGGUUUCUGGCGAGAUGACGAAAUUGUCGUGGACAAGGACGGCAUCCCCCACUACACAGGGGCACAGCCAGGCUUGAUGAGGGAGUACCGAAAGCGCGUCCUGUUUGCCUACCAGAGCCUCGAGGGCAGCGGUGACGACGAGGAGAAGGAGAAGAAGUCGCUGCAGAAGAAGCAGACCAGGUUCGCGAAGAAGCUGGUGGAUGGGCUCCACGGUGAAGCGUGGAGGGCCUGCCAGGACUUAGUGUCCCGGCCCGAAGAGCUGAAGACGCCCGAUGGCUACAAGAAGGUUUUCGCCGCCCUCCAGCAGAUCGAGAAGGUGUCGGUCAUCAAGGCGACGGAGGCUUUCGACACUUACUUUGAGAAGUGCCACCGCCGACGCGGGGAGGCAAUUGACCACUACCUUCGGAGACGGCGGCAAGACUGGGCCGACUUGCAGGACCUCGCGGACAACAACGUGAACUUGCCGCGCGACGACAGGCGGCAGAUUCUCCUGGCGUGCCAGUCGAGCUACUCGGAGGAGGCGAUCGAGAAGGCCCUCCGGGUGUCGUACUAUGACUACCACGAGAAAGAGAGGACUACGACCCGCGACUGGCAUGGACCUCCGCGGCGUUCGGGGAAAGGUUUUCCUUCUCAAAAGGGACAGCGGAAACCACACUAUGCCAACGCCGUGCUGGAGGAGGACAUGGACCCCGAGGACCAGGACGCUGACGAGCACGAGCCGGAGGACUACCCGAACGAGGUUUUCGCGGCGACGGGCGGCACGGACGACGGCGAGGAGGACGAGCACUUCUCCGAUGCCGGGGCGUCGGGCGACGAUGAGAUCUACGAGGCCUUCGCCAGUUACCAGGAGAGCAGGAAGAAGCUGCGUGAAGUUCAGAAGGCCCGAGGUUUUCUGAAGGGCAAAGGCGGAGGCAGCCCCGACGACCGGAAGGCCGCCAUAGCACGCGAAAAGGCGAGAACCCGUUGCUCUGCAUGCGGCCGUUUGGGUCACUGGGCUGGAGACGAUGUUUGCGGCAAAGGCGGCGCGAGCUCGCCCAGCAAGGGCAAAGGAGGACGCAGCCCGAGCCGGAAAGGAGGACGCGGCAGCAAGGGCAAAGCCUACUUGGUCGGCGAUUCCCCCUUGUACUUCAGCCUGAACGACGGCGACGAGGACGGGUACUGCGACAUGAUCCUGGACACCCCGACGGAGAUGGACCAGGACGAUGGCAACAGCGAGCUGGACGAGAAGCGGAAGCACCCAAUGCCAAAGGCCCGACCAGAAGCCAGGGCUAGCACAACGGCUGAAUGGGAGUUCGUUUCUGAGGUGCCCCCGUUUCCCUUCGAGACGGACGGCCCCGAUUACCACGAGGCCCCGUUUGCCACGAGCCCCGUGAAGGACCGCAGCCAGCACGUGAUCAUGCCCGUGAAGACGGAGGACAUCGAGGUGCACACCGUGAAGAGCUUCGCCGAGACGAUGCCCGUGGACCUCGAGGGCAUGAUUGUGCGGGACCUCCAAGGGGAUUGCGACCGUUGGGGAAUACAAACCUCAGGCACCAAGGCGGAGCUCAUCAGCCGGCUUCAGCAGCUUUACCGGGGCGGCCUAGUACUACGCAAGGGCUGCUCCAAACGCUGGGUACAGCUGAAAGAGCACGAGGGGUCUUUGAUCCCCGAGGGCGCCCGCGGAUAUGCAGCCAGCUCCGUUGCCGGGCCCGAGGGGCCCGGCCGUAUAUUUCGGCCCUACGUCCCCGGCACCAAAGACACGCGAAGCACCGCACCGAGCGCAGCAGCCAAGAAGAAGGGUGAUGAAAAGAAGGUGUGCCCUCGCUCGGGCCUGGAGAUCCCUUCAAGCUUGGCUGUCGGAGAGGUUGUGCCCCAAAUUGGCUGUUUGGUCUGCAAGUGUCCUUUGGUAUUUCGCCAGCGGCUGGACAAGACAGGCUACUUCUUCGGAUGCCGAAACUUUGUCACUGCAAAAGCGCUGCCGCUUCACGCUGGAUCUACCUGA
Molecule: messenger RNA, 2004 nt
Organism: Symbiodinium sp. CCMP2456
Lineage: Eukaryota; Dinophyceae; Suessiales; Symbiodiniaceae
Source: the annotation of a GenBank genome assembly